Salarias fasciatus (jewelled blenny) is the source of this 2677-nucleotide messenger RNA. It is a transcript of the gene tmed7, whose product is annotated as transmembrane p24 trafficking protein 7. Bases 100 to 750 code for a protein of 216 amino acids. The record is from RefSeq and is a predicted model, not a curated record. The transcript has 4 exons. NCBI's taxonomy places the organism in Eukaryota, Metazoa, Chordata, Actinopteri, Blenniiformes, Blenniidae.
UAAGGAGCCAAUGGGAUGUUACGUUGGGUACACGUCACGUAGCAUUAGUCACAUCCGGGUGAGGACUUUGGGGUUUCCCUGCGAGGCUGUUGGCUGUCGAUGUCCAGGAUGUGCCGAUCGGUCCGGGUGUUGCUGCAGGUGCUGUGGGCCCAGCUGCUCUGUGGGUGGGUGCUCAGCUCGGAGCUAACUUUUGAGCUGCCGGACAACGCGAAGCAGUGUUUCUACGAAGACAUCAUCAUCGGCACAAAGUGCACGCUGGAGUUUCAGGUGGUGACCGGUGGACAUUAUGACGUAGACUGUCGUCUGGAGGAUCCAGACAGCACUACACUGUACAAGGAGAUGAAGAAGCAGUACGACAGCUUCACAUUCACAGCAGCCAAGAACGGCACCUACAAGUUCUGCUUCAGCAACGAGUUCUCAACCUUCACACACAAGACGGUUUACUUCGACUUCCAGGUCGGCGAUGACCCUCCGCUCUUCCCCAAUGAGAACAGGGUCACUGCUCUCACUCAGAUGGAAUCAGCUUGCGUGUCCAUUCAUGAGGCUCUAAAGUCAGUCAUCGACUACCAGACACACUUCCGCCUCCGGGAAGCCCAGGGACGCAGCCGGGCAGAGGACCUCAACACCCGCGUUGCAUUCUGGUCAAUUGGAGAAGCCAUUAUCCUCCUGGUGGUCAGCAUCAGCCAGGUGGUGCUGCUGAGAAGUUUCUUCUCUGACAAGAAGACGACGACAACGCGCGUUGGAUCGUAACAGCCUCUGACCUCUGGGAUGUGAUUCUUUACUUUCUCAUCUGUACCUGGGUUCAUUGUUCAUCGAGUGGGUAAGAACAGCAGCGCUGAUUGGAAGUCGGAUCAUAUCAAACUGCCAGAUUAUACAAUCUGACAGGUCGUGCUCAUUCAGCGCUGCUGUUCUUAGAAAACGUAUGCAAGCUGUCUUCGGGAUAAAGUUGUGUUUGAAAGUGUUUUUUUUUUUCUGGAUAUGAUAUUAACUGAAGGAAUACUUGACCGUGUUCCUUGUAACUCUGUAUUUGAAGCCGUUCAAUCUCUGGCCAUACAGUUGAAGCAAAUCUCAAGUAAUUUGAAUAUUUGAAAUUAUUUCUAAAUGUGACGUGCUGUCGCUCUUUUUUUGUUUCCCUUUCCACCCAAACUAUUUCGUACAUCUAUCUCUAUCAUCUGUACCAUUAUUUUCAGCCAUCACUUUGACAUAAGCGUAACAGUAAAAGUUGGAAUUAGGUUUAAAAUAAUCUACAGAUGUUUGUUUUUUUACUGCAGAACACAGUCUAUAAAACCACACUCAUAAUGCAAAGAUUGUUUGCUCCACAAAACUUGUACCUGCUUAUUGAGAAAAAAAUAUUUUUUUCUUUAUUAAACCACUGUUAAUUGGGAAAAAGGAGAUAUUUUGUUUGCUUUUAUCUGCUUUGUCAAAGUUUUCUAGAGGGAGUAAACUGCACACAGUAGGUCAAAGGUUAGUUUGAAAGUGGAUUGAAAUAGUGAACGUAGAUAUAAUUUCUCUUGAGCGACUGCAGCCCUUAAAAGAGAGAGUUCAAUUUUGCAUGUCUGUUUCCAUUUGAUUUUGUUACACACUGAGGUGAACAAUCUGUCCAAUUUGGCCACAUGAAGGUGAUAUUAUCAGAAAUUUGGGAUCACAAGGUGUUGCUGCUCUCUUUCACGUUUGACUUGGAGGAAAAAUAAUGUACGAAAAAUCAUCUUUAAAAACAGCUCAUCUGUGUUUAGGUGGCAAUUCCUACAGUUUAAUUAGCAGUAGCUCCGUUUUGCUUUGUUGAAAACUAUUCUGCUGUUCAGUUUAAUAUGUAAGAAUUUAUUUAUCUCGUAGGCUCACGUUGUCUUUUUGGUUUGGUUUUUGGUUUUAUACAGCGCUGUUGUGAAAUUCAUGUUGUGAAAAAUACUGCUUAGAGAAAAAAAUAAUGGCAUUCAUUCGGAUUUGUAGUUCUAAUCUGGUGUUUUAUCCCCUCACUGACUGACAGGAAGUAAAACUUAACAGCUUUUAACGCCUGUAUCUGCUAUUACUGUAUUUUGCUUUUUUUUUUCCUCUCAAUUGUUUGUUUUGUAGAAAGAGAAGAUUUUUAACAAGCUGACCGUGUUUUCAGCGGAGGUUCACUUUGUGGGAAAAUCAGCACGCAUGUCCUGUCCUCUUGUUAGCUGUACGUACUGGUAAAUUUGCUUGCGUCACGCUGACUUGCAAAAAUCUGACUGUCAUUUCAGUACUCGCUCAAUAGCCUAAUGUGUGGAACACCCAAGACUGAAAGCUGACAUGCACAAUGUUCUCUGAACACGUCAAUUACCGUCGCUGAGAUUAGACGGUUAAUUUGUCAUGAAUGUAACUUUGUAUGUUUUUGACAAAGACGAACUAACCCCAAACACACCUAAAGAGACCAAAAACAUGCUUUUAUUGAUUUUAACGCAUUAUGUUGAACUUCAAGAUUCAAAGUUUAGAUUUUUCAUGAACAUUAAAUGACUAUAAAUAAUUGUAACCGUUCAUUUUAACUGCUUCUUUUGUUGUUUCUCCUCUCGCCACGUGUUUGCCGUCUGGUUUGGUAUGUGUUGCAAUGCUGGCAUUUCCCUGAGGUCUUUGUGCUGACAGGUCACUUUUGGACUUAAAUUCAAUGGGAACGUGUUAAGUUAUUGGGAUGGCUGAAUAAACUUUCUGUUUCAGUGUG